Carcharodon carcharias (great white shark) is the source of this 3596-nucleotide messenger RNA. RefSeq names its product histone-lysine N-methyltransferase KMT5C-like. Gene Ontology annotation, cellular component: nucleus. The transcript has 9 exons. NCBI's taxonomy places the organism in Eukaryota, Metazoa, Chordata, Chondrichthyes, Lamniformes, Lamnidae. The record is from RefSeq and is a predicted model, not a curated record. The coding region runs from base 97 to 2649 and encodes 850 amino acids. Gene Ontology annotation, molecular function: protein binding; histone H4K20 methyltransferase activity.
GGCGGGACCGGCCCGGCAUCAGGUUUGGGUGGCGUGCGGAGGCACCUCGGGAUUGUCUCUGGUUUAAAGUACACAACAGUAUGGUGAUUGCAGGCCAUGGAAUCCAUACGUGUGACAGCUAGAGAUCUAUGUGAAUAUGAUGACCUUGCAACAAGCCUGGUGCUGGAUCCUUACCUGGGUUUUCAAACCCACAAAAUGAACAUCAGUAAUCGACCCGUUGUAAGGAGACACCAAUACCUCAGGGACAUUCUACAAAAGUUUCUUAAGUCACGAGACUUGGAGACAGUGUAUCGGGCCUUGACGUUAGGAGAUUGGGCCUGGCAUUACUUCUUGCACAAAACUCCUCUUGAAGAAGAAAUAUUCAAAGCUCAGGUAUUCCGUUAUCUUCGAAUAUUCCUACCUGAAAGUGGCUUCGAAAUUCUACCUUGUAAUCGAUACUCUUCGGAAUCCAAUGGAGCCAAGAUUGUAUCCUUGAGAAAAUGGAAGGAGAAUGAUAAGAUCGAACUGCUUGUUGGCUGCUUGGCAGAACUUUCUGAGAAGGAGGAAUCUCUCCUGCGCCCAGGGGAGAAUGACUUCAGUGUGAUGUACUCAACUCGCAAAAAAUGUGCUCAGCUCUGGCUGGGGCCUGCUUCCUUCAUCAACCACGACUGCAGGCCAAACUGUAAGUUUGUUCCUACUGAAGGCGACCGGGCAUGUGUCAAAGUUCUUCGGGACAUUGAACCCGGAGAUGAGAUCACCUGUUAUUAUGGUGACAGUUUUUUUGGUGAAAACAACGAGCUGUGCGAAUGCUACACAUGUGAAAGGCGAGGAGAAGGAGCCUUCAGGAUGAAGAAACGUGACGUUGAGAUGGGCGCACUCUGUAAGUACGGGCUGAGAGAGACCGACAGUCGCCUGAGUCGUAUGAAUCAGAAAGGCAAAGGAAGACGGACCAAGGGAGCACGUGUUGAUUUGUAUCAGAAAACCGCAGAAAGGGCCUUGUGGCAGACUUCAGACAGAAGGCUCUCUUUAAAUUCGAGGAGAAACAAGCAAGGAAAAUGGAAAAGGCGGACCCCACGAAGCACUCACUCAAAGUCACCGUCUGCACUUCGAUCAAUGGCACUGCAGCUGCAGAACGCUCGGGGUGGCAAAGGAGAGAAGGCGGCAACCAAUGGGAGCUCAGUGGAGUAUCUGCCGAAUGGGAGCCAGACUGCUUAUCAUGGGAGGGAGUCUCCAUUGGAGAAAAGCAAGCCAGAAGGACUUCACCAGGGGUUUGGAUAUUCCUCUACGUUACAACUUCAGCCCACAGCUAAGAAAACUGAUCCUGAAACACCAGCAACAUUCCUGAUGCCAGAAGGCAUCCUCCUAAAGGAUCUGCGAGUGGAUUUAUUUGAUUGUGCAGAUCUAGCUGGGCCGUUGACCAAUUUGAAUGAAGCAGCUACAAGGAAAAAUGGGAGAGAUUUGUGGGACAAACCAGAGGCAGACCCAAUCCCAGUUGUCCUUCAAUGGCCAGAAGAAGUGUCCAGUCAGAAAGCUCCUACAAGCGCCAAUGGAGUCCUAGCAUCUAAACUCAAACCGAGAAAGUCAUCAGAGCCAGUUUUGAAGAAUUUUAAUGCUCCCGAUUUCGCAACUGAAGUAACCCUUCCCUUGCUGGACCAAGCACCAUUCAAACCACAGAGCACAAAUGGAGACCCUUCUCCAGGCCCACCUCCUGUUCAUUUACAGACUGCCAGCGAAAAGGUAUCUGGUGGCACCCUGACCAGGAAACGGAGGAGGAGGAGGCGGAAGAGGGCACUGAGAAGGAGGCUGAAUAAAAAGAGAAAGAGCUCUCAAAGCCCAGAGAUACUGCCAAGAAGAGCAUUUGGUUUGACCCAUUUUGUGAAAAUUGAUUUGAGCAAGGACGCUGUCCUCAUGAGCAGUGUCAACAAUAAAGCACAGAGCUCGGUAAAAGACAACACAACACCUCAGCAAAACUGCAGUCAAGGCCCCUGGGUUUCAGCGGACGAGAGCUGUCGAGCUGCGUGCUCGUUGGAAAUUCGAGAUGUCCGCGUCGUUCUGGAAGAUGUUUCAAAGAUUUGUGAGUCUGCCACUCGCACGUGGUAUGUUAGGAGGAGGUUGGCCGCAAGGCUGAGCAUGGGAGAAGAGGGAGGGAGCAGCCUGCUGGAUUCCAAAAUGGGGGCUGAGCAAAUGGCAGGUGAUGGUCCGUUGAGGACUUUGCACUGUGCUCAGCUUUGUUCACGUGCGAGCAAGUCAGCGAAGCAAAACAAGCGGACAGCUAACGGACAGAGAGCAGGUGGUCUGCAGUCACCAAAACAAACCAUCAAAAGGAAGGUACCGGAAGGUGAGGGAACAGAAACAGCGAAUGGACUGGGCUCAGCAGCCAGUAACGACCCGUGGCUUAAUGCAACCCAGCGCAAGCGUUCCAGGCGUUUCCUGAACUGCGCACAGGAGACAAGGAUGUGUGGCACGGAAGUGACAGGGCUGGGCCCAUCACAGGAUAGGGUGUGCGCCGAGGGCAUGCUGUCCCACAAUUGUUUUGUUUCCUCAGUGGAAGAUGGCAAAAGACCCACGGCUUUCACCCCAUUCGCUAGAUCCAAACGCCUGCGUCUGGUCGUCAGCCACGGUUCCAUAGACUUUGAUAUCUCCUCUUCAACGAGUGAAGAUUCUAUCUGAGUAUUUCAUUGGGCCAGGAAGUGUUUCUUUCCACCACCCCCUCCCCCCCUCCCCACCCAAUCGCCAUCGUAAAGAGAGAUUCUGCGAAAUGGACAAAGAAAUUCUAUUUCUACUCCUCCUCGCAUUUAGAGAGAUAUAAUGUUAAAAUGCACUCCUCCUGUGUUAUUUUAUUGGUUAGCUCAGUGAUUGAACUGUAGCUGUUUCCCCAGUUUGCACAACGAUUUUGCCACUUUGAGAUGGUGGGGCUAUGCUUGCCAUCGACUUUGCACUCUCAAGAGUGGGACUGAGCCAAGUCCAACUGGAAGGCCCAAGGGCAUUGAUAGCCCACCUUUGCAGAUGUCGCCUGAUCUCAACUGGAACAAGGGUGCUUGGCACUGUUGUUGGCCGCAGUGUCAUUAGGAGGGGAGGGAAUCGGCCAAUCUCUACUGGAAAAGGCAACCUUCAGAGCCUGGUGAGAACAAAAUCAGCUGGAUGCUCUUUGGACCAAACAGCUUGCUUAACAGUUCAGUGUCUGGGUUAACAAGGGCACUUGACUGAGGUACCAGGGAGUUGCUAUUGUCCUGGAUCUGCGGGAGUCAUGAGAGGACGGGAGGGUCGAGGGACUUAAAGGUACAAAGAUAUAUCGCUGUGCAAACUAGGAAGUGGCUGUGUCUGUCCUGCUGGUUGGUUUGGGCAGUGGAUUCUUAAAGUAAAUGGCUCAUGAACUGGCAAGUCACAUAGCAUAUAAGGAACAGCUUAUGAAAGUGAGAUUUGUUUGAGCUUUCCUUCAAGUACCUCUUCAAAUAGAAUUUGAAGUACUCUCUCACACCUUCUCGACUCAGUCCCAGGGACAAUAUGUAAAGCUUCGUAUAACCUCAGGAUAACAACUUUUGGUGCUUAUUGAUCAGCUGAUGUGCUUGAUAUCCUUCCUCAUAUGAGAAAAGUAAAAAUGUCUUUUUUUUAAAGCA